Messenger RNA from Carassius auratus (goldfish), 3381 nucleotides. Its product is annotated as vacuolar protein sorting-associated protein 35-like. The transcript has 17 exons. The coding region runs from base 131 to 2521 and encodes 796 amino acids. Lineage: Eukaryota; Metazoa; Chordata; Actinopteri; Cypriniformes; Cyprinidae. Gene Ontology annotation, cellular component: retromer complex; late endosome; retromer, cargo-selective complex. Gene Ontology annotation, biological process: retrograde transport, endosome to Golgi; intracellular protein transport. The record is from RefSeq and is a predicted model, not a curated record.
UCUGUCUCAGGGCGUGCUGUGUGUUGUGAGCGAGGAGCAGAGCUCGUCAUGAGGCGGAACAGCGGCAGUCACGUGACGCGUCACACUCACGGGGGGUCAUCCAGUGUUUCCUCGAACAUACCUAAUAAUCAUGCCUACCACACAGCAGUCGCCCCAGGAUGAGCAGGAGAAGCUGUUGGAUGAAGCUGUGCAGGCAGUCAAGGUUCAGUCUUUUCAAAUGAAGCGUUGUCUGGACAAGAACAAGCUGAUGGAUGCACUGAAACAUGCCUCAAAUAUGUUGGGGGAGUUGAGGACUUCUAUGCUUUCUCCCAAGAGCUACUACGAACUCUACAUGGCCAUCUCUGAUGAGCUGCAUUACCUGGAGGUCUAUUUGACAGAUGAGUUCGCCAAAGGCCGCAAGGUUUCGGACCUCUAUGAGCUUGUUCAGUACGCUGGGAACAUCAUCCCUAGACUGUACCUACUGAUAACUGUCGGAGUGGUGUACAUUCGCUCUUUCCCCCAAUCCCGCAAAGACAUACUGAAGGACCUGGUGGAAAUGUGCCGUGGUGUGCAGCAUCCGCUCCGGGGCUUGUUCCUCAGGAACUACCUGCUGCAGUGUACACGCAACAUCCUGCCUGAUGAUGGAGAGCAGGCUGAGGAAGAGAUGACCGGGGACAUUAAUGACUCCAUUGACUUUGUACUGCUGAAUUUUGCCGAGAUGAAUAAACUGUGGGUGCGAAUGCAGCAUCAGGGACACAGUAGGGACCGAGAAAAGAGAGAGAAGGAGAGGCAAGAGCUGCGUAUCCUCGUAGGGACCAAUCUGGUCCGAUUGAGCCAGCUGGAAGGCGUCAAUGUGGAGAAGUACAAACAGAUCGUGUUGUCUGGGAUCUUGGAGCAGGUGGUGAACUGUAGAGACUCUCUAGCACAGGAAUACCUCAUGGAGUGCAUCAUACAGGUCUUUCCGGAUGAGUUCCACCUGCAGACACUGAACCCUUUCCUGCGCUCCUGUGCUGAUUUGUGCCAAAACGUGAACGUCAAGAACAUCAUCAUUGCCCUUAUUGACAGAUUGGCCUUGUUUGCUCACAGAGAAGAUGGACCUGGGAUCCCUGCUGAAAUCAAACUAUUUGAUAUUUUCUCUCAGCAAGUGGCAACCGUCAUACAGUCUCGUCAGGAUAUGCCAUCUGAAGAUGUUGUUUCGCUCCAAGUGUCUCUCAUCAAUCUGGCCAUAAAGUGCUAUCCUGAGCGUGUGGACUACGUGGAUAAAGUGUUGGGAAGUACUGUGGAGAUUUUCAACAAGCUCAACCUGGAGCACAUUUCCACCAGCAGUGCAGUGUCAAAGGAGUUGACCAGGCUGCUAAAGAUUCCCGUGGACACGUACAAUAACAUCCUCACCGUUCUCCAGCUCAAGCAUUUUCCACCACUGUUCGAGUACUUCGAUUAUGAGUCACGCAAAAGUAUGAGCUGCUACGUGCUGAGCAACAUUCUGGACUACAACACCACCAUAGUGGCCCAAGAUCAGGUUGACGCGAUCCUGAACCUGGUGUCUACACUGAUCCAGGACCAGCCAGAUCAGCCUGCUGAGGAUCCUGACCCAGAGGACUUUGCGGAGGAACAGAGCCUAGUUGGCCGCUUCAUUCAUCUGCUACAUUCAGACGACCCUGACCAGCAGUAUCUGAUAUUAAACACUGCCAGGAAACACUUUGGCGCUGGGGGGAACCAGAGAAUUCGUCACACUCUUCCCCCGCUGGUGUUCGCCGCUUAUCAACUGGCCUUCCGUUACAAAGAGAACUCCUCCUCGGAUGAUAAAUGGGAAAAGAAAUGUCAGAAGAUUUUCUCAUUCGCCCAUCAGACCAUCAGUGCUCUGAUCAAAGCAGAGCUGGCAGAAUUACCCCUGAGGCUCUUCCUCCAGGGGGCUCUGGCGGCUGGAGAGAUUGGCUUUGAAAACCAUGAAACCGUUGCCUACGAGUUUAUGUCUCAGGCGUUCUCCCUGUAUGAAGAUGAGAUAAGCGACUCCAAGGCUCAGCUGGCCGCCAUUACGCUGAUCAUUGGCACGUUCGAGCGCACGCGGUGCUUUAGCGAAGAGAACCAUGAGCCCCUGCGUACCCAGUGUGCACUGGCUGCCUCCAAACUGCUGAAGAAACCCGACCAGUGCCGUGCGGUCAGCAUUUGUGCCCACCUUUUCUGGUCAGGACGCAACACUGAAAAGAAUGGAGAAGAGAUCCGUGAUGGGCGGAGGGUGAUGGAGUGCUUGAAGAAGGCUCUGAAGAUCGCGAACCAGUGCAUGGACCCGUCCUUACAAGUUCAGCUCUUCAUCGAGAUCCUCAACAGAUACAUCUGCUUCUAUGAGCGAGAGAAUGAUGCGGUGACGGUCCAGGUCCUGAAUCAGCUGAUCCAGAAGAUCCGUGAGGAUCUCCCGAACCUGGAGGCCAGCGAGGAGACGGAGCAGAUUAACAAACACUUCCACAACACACUGGAGCACCUGCGUCUGCAGAGAGAGUCGCCCGAGUCUGAGGGACCUGCUUACGAGGGGCUGGUGCUGUAGGAGCCUCACGCAUUUACAUUUAUAUUUGUGUACACACACGCAUAGAGAGAUAUAUGUAUAAGCCCACACGUGCACACCAGGGUAUUCCAGCCAGGGGAAAAAACGAAGCCAAACCCACCUGCCUCUCUACCCAUUCCUCUCACUGCUCAUACUUUCUGUCUGUUGUUUAUGUCCUCUGCCUGUCUUACUCUCUUCUUCAUUUUUCUAAUUUCAUGAGGCGUUUCCUUGUGAAGUCCUUAGAAAACAGUGUAUGCACUGCACUCCUGCUCUGCGCUUCCUUCAGACUACCAUUCCCUCUUGACACUAUUGUUGCCAUACAAAUGAGCAAGAAUAAAAUUAUAUAUAUGAGAAGGAGAGAGGAAAAAAACCGUUUUAGUGUUGCUACACCACUUUCAAGCCCCUCCAGCCAGCCAUGCAUUGUUCUGGUCUUCGUUUAGAGGACCUACACUUGAUUCUACUUAGUUCUUUCAGCAUUAAUAUUUCAAACACCAUGCUGAAUUAAAGGCAUUUGUGUAACUAAUGAAAAGUCUUGUCUCUCACCCUUUUACUUUACGGCAGACACUUUGGUGGAGUGAGACAUUGUGUUGACUAAUAUGUGGAAUGGGUGAACGUGUAUAGACUGUGUUAAUGAAUCGAAACCAUGUCAGAAACCUCUCUUGCAGCUCGUCUCCUUUUUUUGAAUUAUGAUUCCCCCUCCCUCUUAUACUGUAUGUAUAAUCUAAUUGUAAAUCAAUUACAACAAAAUAUCAUUGAUUUCAUGGCAUUUGCACAAAUAAAAGACAAAAAAAGACGAAUGAUAUUAACCCCACAUGCCUGUUGAAGUGUGAUUUUUAAUAUUAUUAAAGUCGCUAUGAAAACAA